AUGGCGGCGCCCAUGACUUGGAGGAGACUUGUGAACUUUGUUUAUACUCCUGCUGUCUUUGGAGUAUUCUCUAAACUUUCGGACAGACUAUUUAGGAAACAUGACAAGAUCAGAGGGUCCACCCUGCUACUCCUGCCCCCUCUUCUGGCCGGGGCAGCUCCUGCACCACUGGCCUGCUCCAGGCUGCCAGGCUCCACUAGAGCAGAAGGGCUUCAUUCCCGCUUCUACUGGAUUGCUGACCAUGUUCCAGCCUUCAAGGUGCCCGGGGGUCGCAUCCGUGUGCUCCGCUCCCCGGAUGAGUUCUAUCAAGCUAUGAAGGUACGCAUCAAGACAGCCAAGCAUCGAGUGGUGAUGGCCUCCUUGUAUCUUGGCACAGGACCACUAGAGCAAGAUCUUGUUGACUGUAUAGAAGAGGCACUCAAGCACUCGCAGGAAGAGGCUGCUGCUGAUUUAAAGGUGUCUGUGCUGCUGGACUACACCAGAGGAUCCAGAGGAAAGAAUAAUUCACGUACAAUGCUGUUGCCUUUGCUGCAACGUUACCCGGAGCAAAUGAGAGUUGCUCUAUACCACACUCCAGACCUGCGGGGCCUGUUGCGCCUCUUUGUUCCUGACAGGUUUAAUGAGACCAUUGGCGUGCAGCAUAUCAAAGCUUACCUGUUUGACAACAGUCUCAUUAUCAGUGGGGCCAAUUUGAGUGAAUCGUACUUCACUAACCGGCAGGACCGUUAUGUGUUGGUGGAGGACUGCGCAGAGGUAGCCAAUUUCUUUGCUGAGCUGGUGCAUGCUGUGAGUGACAUCUCACUGCAGCUGGAGCAUGAUGACACUGUCCAUGUGAUGGAGGAAAUGGUGCACCCCUACAAAGGUAAUCGGGUGGACUUCUCAUCCUCAGCACAUCAGCGAAUUAUGGGUGUGAUAAGUGUGGCCAGGGCUCGGCAGCAGCUACUGGAGUUGGGGCACUUGAGAGACUCGGACUCAGAAUUUGAAGGUGGAGAAGAGCAUAGCGACACCUGGCUCUUCCCACUUGUGCAGAUGAAGCCUUUGGGCAUCCAGCUGGAUGAGGAGGUAACGCAGCGUCUGCUCAUGGAAGCAGGCAAAGAUGCUACAGUCUACUUGACAUCUGGCUACUUCAACCUGACACAAGCUUACAUGAGGCUGGUGCUGGGAGCGGCAUCAGACUACUGCAUCCUCAUGGCUUCCCCAGAGGUCAACGGGUUCUUUGGGGCUAAAGGAGUGGCAGGCGCUAUUCCCGAAGCUUAUGUCCACCUUGCCCAUCAAUUCUAUAGCAAAGUGUGUAAGCUGGGUCAACAGGGUCGUGUCCAACUCCAUGAGUACCAUCGCCCCGACUGGACAUUCCAUGCCAAGGGUUUGUGGUACUACCUUAAAGGGAAAGACGGCCCUUGUCUCACUCUUAUUGGCUCCCCCAAUUUUGGCUAUCGCUCAGUACACAGGGAUUUGGAGGCACAGAUUGCCCUAGUAACAGAGAAUGAGCAGCUCCAGGCCCAACUACACCAGGAGCAAGAGAUGUUGUACCAGAGGUCCACAGAGGUUUCACACUCCACCUUUAAGCAGCCUGACCGCUAUGUUAAGUUAUGGGUGAAGCUGAUCACUCCUCUCAUUAAAAACUUCUUCUGAGAAUGCACAUUGCCUGAAUUGCUGAACUUCUUACAGUUCAAACCAAGUUGGUUCAUCAAAUACAGGAGUUCUCUAGAAGGGUUGCCCUCCACAGUUUCAUUGAUUUAAUUCAAUGAGUGUGUGGUAGUUUACUAAUGAGUUAAACCAGAUGCAGAGCAGGAAACAACAUUCCUUGCUAUUGUAAGAAUUUCAAACCUGAAUGCCACAUUGUAUUCAAUGACCAGGUUCUUUGGAUCCAUGUAAAAUAAAUGUAUAUAGUUAUUUAUGCCAGAUGUCAACAUCAACACCUAACUGAUGGAGAACAAAUGAGACCAAAGUCUCCAUCUCUGUGGAUGAAGUUCACAAAUGGAGCAAUCAGUAUGUUCCAGUUUCUAGACUUCUCUGUGAAGUUCUUUUUACUGGGCACAUGCCAAAUGUCUAUGAAUAUACUUGUAACAAACCCAAAGCUGGCGGACAGUGGGUUUUUAAGAAUGUGCAUUGUCACUGCAGUGGUUCUUCUAGCCCAAAGGCCAUCACAUUGUUGAGUGUCAAACUAGCAUGGCCAGACCACAGCACCACAGCCUCAGUCAUACAUUAUUCCAGUGCUAUCAUGCUUCAGCUACUGAACUGCAUUGUCAUUGACCACCUUAAGGCCUCACUUGCUAACAACUUAAUCAGACAUAAUCUGUCUGUAAUGCUAAAUAUUGAGAUUCAGAGGAACUAGCACUGUCUCCCAUUUGAAGAUUACAAAAAGAUAGGUUAUUUAGUCACAAUUUAGAACAUAUGUGGUCCAAUGGAUAAAGUUCUUUAAGUCAACAAUAGCACUGGGUUUGUAACCCUCUAAAGUCUAACACAUUGCUGGUUAUGUGAAAAGGCAUGUUGUAAUAUUCUAUUUAAUAAACAGAACACAAAAAACUAUAUAUUUAUUAGUACAGCAAAGAAUGAGAGUUAAAGCUUACUUUUAAGUACUAACCUUUCAAAAAUAUGCUGAUUGAUGACCCCACAACAACAAAAAAACAAAUGGUCUCUGAUUCUUAAAGUGCUGAAAUACCUUUUUAUAAUUUUUUUUGUUAGUUGUUUUUAAUAGUGCUAUUAGACUGCCCCCUUGUGAAUGUGCCUGCUGUCAAUGACCAUAAUGAAGCAUCAUGCUUUUGGUAGAAGUUAAUAUUUUUUGUUUUUAUGAAAGUGUUGCCAAAAAAAGGAUGUGGAGAAAAGUAAUAUUUUAAGUUAAAUUUCAGUCUCAAAUAUGAGCAAAAUUGUUAAUUUAAGAUUUUAGCAUGUUAAAUGUCAAGCACAACAUUUAGUCAUUGUAAACUGUAAAAAUAAAGGCACACUGAUGUAAUCAGAGUUCAUUGUCUAGACACUGAGAAGUCGGCAUACAGCUGCUAGCACCCACUUGUUCGGGUUUUAGGUUAAAGUUCCAAACACAUGCGUGUCUUGGUCAUACACGUUCUUGGUCUCCUGGCAGUCCACUGGAAUGGCUCUGAUGAAGAUAACAGACAUGGCAGGCAUCAUCUCCUUUAGAUGAACAUCAGCAAUCACACCAGACUGCAAGCCCCUGUCACCAAAAAAAUUAAUUAUUUUAUAGAUAAACCUUAUUCCAAAACAUGCUUGAUAAUUAUUUAAACGCUGAAUUUGGCCAUCGCUUCUUUAUACAACAAUGCCACUCUUGUAACUGUCACUAAUAGUAACCUCAACUCUUCUGUGUUAUAUGUGAAGUAUUGUCUUUUUUAUUUGGUGUGUCUUUGGUUAACGAAAGUACAAAGGUAACAGAUGGGUCACAGCAAAUUGGAACUUUCUAUUAAAACUAAAAGGUUUGGCAUAGUCUGAGAACUGGGAAGAUUCUGGGGAAGUGGACUAUGGUUAAAGCAAACAUGGUUACUUUUUAUUGUGAUCAUAUUUAAACCCUAUUGGAGUAGUCCUGUGAGAUUAGUAAGAAAAGGUUUUAAAAUCCUGCUCUAAACAGUAACUGAUUUCUCAACAAUUUGCUAUGCACUGGUUGAGCGUUUGUCAAUUUGGAGGUGCAUUUAAAUAGUUGCUGAUUGAUACUGCUUGAAGUAGUAAGUAAAAAAAUAGUUUCUUUUGUAGUUCUUUCUGUUUGCCUUUCUGAUCUUUUAAGAUGUUCACUUAACUAAACCUGAACAUUGAUGUAGACAAACACAAAUGAUCACAAAUGUUUUUUUUUAUUCAGUGACAUGCUGACUUCCACACCUGGAGUGCUAGUUAAUCUGUUGUACUUGGAGUGUAUGAGGCUUCAUGUGUCAGCCAUUCUAAUUAACUAUACCAUAGACUAAGUACAGAAUGUCAAAAUAUCCCUCACCCUCACAAAGGAAUUUGAUGGAUGAUAAGCUAUAGCAUGUUCAUGGGGACAUUACACUUAUCAAAGUCUAUAAAAAUCAGUUUACAUUUCAGUUUAUUUGAAUAUUUAUUGGUAAUAGUAGUUUUUUAUUUGUAUUUUUGAAAGACUGUAUGAAUAGAACAUUUGUCCACAGGUUGUUAAACUAGUGGAAGCAGUGGAUUUUUUAAAAUCUCAUUUAUAAAGUCAGUAAGUGUUUAGUAUGUUUGAAGGAGACCAAUAUGCAAGUUAUGGAAGUUUUUUCAAGCUGUCUUGAGUAAACACUUUGAUGCCCUACUGGAAAAGCUUUGACUGUGGGUCAAUUGGUCUAACAAUACAAGCUUUAAAAAAUAGAUUUCAUUCUUUCAUGCAGUCUGAGAGUAUGUAUUAAUUUUCAUUGUAAAAAUGUGUUUUAGUUCAGUAGGUAAUGUUUUAAAAAAAUAAAAGUUUGGUUGUCAUUUCAA
This is a messenger RNA of Electrophorus electricus (electric eel), 4410 nucleotides long. RefSeq names its product phosphatidylglycerophosphate synthase 1 (gene pgs1). Gene Ontology annotation, cellular component: mitochondrion. The record is from RefSeq and is a predicted model, not a curated record. Gene Ontology annotation, biological process: cardiolipin biosynthetic process. Lineage: Eukaryota; Metazoa; Chordata; Actinopteri; Gymnotiformes; Gymnotidae. Gene Ontology annotation, molecular function: CDP-diacylglycerol-glycerol-3-phosphate 3-phosphatidyltransferase activity.